AUGUCACAAUCAACCUCUUCUAUCCAAGUUAUCUCCCGACCGCCAACAAUCGACACAAUCCAGCUUAGAGACGUUCAACUUCGUCUGCCGCGUGCACCAGAAGCAUGGCACCGGGUUGGAACAACUCAGCCAUGCACCGCGUCGCUUAAGUUCUCUUACUCGUCCCCAAUCGCCGCAGCCGAAGCGGACGAUGUUUCCCGGACAAUCGAUUACGGGAAGCUCUUUCGACACGUCACCCAAUCUAUUCGAGAGAUGAAUGAGAUCUCUAAACAAUAUGAGUACAAGCUCGAAAACUAUAUCAUCGGUCAAGACGAAACACCACUGCAAGACACGCUACAUGGCGAAACUCAGGAUGUUCGCUUGUUCGCGGCACUUAUUGCGGAGACUUGCUUGAAGAUAUUGGAUGAGUCUGCGAAAACAUGCCCUCACCCUACCCCCAUCCGUACCGACUACGCUGAAGUCGAGCUCAGGGUGCAUCUUCCGAAAGCCAUUCUUCGAGCAGCCGGGGGACUUUGGCAUAGGAGCUUUUUUGUUCUGAGAACCAUUCAAGAGCAAGGCCGUGCCGCUCGACGUCUGAUGCUCCUCGAAGAAGAGUUCGAAAUCCGAGAGAUCCGAACAUUCUGCAUCCUGGGAGCCAACCGCUGGGAACGGCUCGAGAAACAGGCUGUGAAUAUCUCGCUCAAGUUUCAGGGGCCCGGAGGCCAUAAAUGGGGAUCAACCGUCGUCGACACAUACCAGGCAAUGAGCCGUGAUGUCGCUGAGCGGGUCGAGAGGAGCUCAUUUCAGAGUGUUGAGGCGCUGGCUUCUUUUGUUGCACGCACAGUCACUGUCGACUUUGAAAAUGACAAAGUCACCGUCUUGGUUGAAAAGCCUCAUGCUUUGGCAUUCGCGGGUGGAUCCGGUUUGGAGAUUACGCGCUUACGGACCUUUUACAUGUAG
This is a messenger RNA of Aspergillus melleus, 939 nucleotides long. Its product is annotated as dihydroneopterin aldolase family protein. NCBI's taxonomy places the organism in Eukaryota, Fungi, Ascomycota, Eurotiomycetes, Eurotiales, Aspergillaceae. The transcript has 3 exons. Bases 1 to 939 code for a protein of 312 amino acids. Gene Ontology annotation, biological process: folic acid-containing compound metabolic process. The record is from RefSeq and is a predicted model, not a curated record. Gene Ontology annotation, cellular component: cytoplasm. Gene Ontology annotation, molecular function: dihydroneopterin aldolase activity.